Tetrahymena thermophila SB210 is the source of this 1542-nucleotide messenger RNA. RefSeq names its product ADP-ribosylation factor family protein. NCBI's taxonomy places the organism in Eukaryota, Ciliophora, Oligohymenophorea, Hymenostomatida, Tetrahymenidae. The transcript has a single exon. The record is from RefSeq and is a predicted model, not a curated record.
AUGGAGUAGCCAAAUAAUUAGUUUAAAACUUGUUUAACUCACAAAAAAGAAAUACUUUUUUUACAGAUCAACAAGUUAAAGCAAAUGGUAGGUGCUUGCAGUUCCUGUGUGACGUCUCUUAAACUCUCUGGAGAAGAUUUAAUUUAGGUGAGUGAUGUAUAUGAUUUUCUAGAUAAUGACAACUAAAUUUUGAAUGAAUUUCCUAGCUUGUAAGACAAACAAAUCCUUAAUACCUAUUAACUUGAAUUCACUUCAGAGGAUAAAAUAAUUCUCCUUUAAGAGCUAGCAAACUUUUUUGCAGAUUUUAAGAUUUAAAUGACUAGCUUAAUUGAAAGAUAAGAGAAAUCUGUUUUAUAAAACAUUGAAUAAAAGUUUUAAGAUAAAGUAGAACUUCUUAAAACUUAUAAUGAAGUUUGUUAAAAAGGUGAGUUUAAAGCAUAAUUCUUGAACUAUAUGACAAAUAAUUAAGAUAAUGGCAUGAAUUUAACAAAUUUCAUUACAUCAUUGAACAACAAUUAAUAAAAUAAUGCUUAGAUUUUAAAAGAUUAGCUAGAAGCCUUCUAAAAAACUAAAGCGAUCUUGAAUUAAUAAUUACCAAUUCAGUAAAAACUAAAAAACUUCGCUUUUAGGCUUGUUGAAGAUAUUGGAAAGGCUUUUUUAUUUGAUUAUAGGAGUGGUAAUAAUCAACAGUAAAUAUCAAGCAUUUAAUAAACCUUACAUGAUUAGUUUGAAGCCUAUAGUGAGCUUUUUUAAUAGUUUGCUUAAGGUUAAACUAAAUAAAUUGAAAAUAAUAAAGCAAUUUUGUCAUUUAUAAAGUAAGAUCCUUAACUAUAAUUUAUGAAAUUAUAAUAGAAUAUUCAUCAAUAUGACAUUGAAUUGAAUAAUAAUUUAAAUGCAAAUAUUUCUAAUAAUCAAAUUUCAAUUGCCAAGCAAAAUAUUAAUAAAUUUAAAGAAAGUAUUAAUAAAUAAGCAAAUUGCUAUCUUUACGAGUUGGUAAGUAAACUGUGUUAGUAAAAUCAAUUACCUUUAGGUUCUGUUAAUCCUUAACUUCUUUAAAGCAUAAAAUCUGAUUUUUACUAUGCCUAAAAAGCACUUCCUUUCAAUAACUAUAAAAUAGAUUUAGAUCCAUAAGCAGUUUCUAAAUUUUAAUUUUUUAGUAUUGAAGACUUUAAAGAAAAAUAAAAAUAUUAAAUGAAACUUUAGUUAAUAUUAGAUAAAAGUAUAUAAAAAUAAUAUCAAUUCAUUAUUGGAGCUAAGGUGUACUAUUAAUCUUAAAAAGAAGCAAGACUUUUCUCUUAGAAUUUUGAAUUGUAUUCCACGAAUUCAACUGAUAUGACUAAAGAUAUUACUAAAAUAAAUGGUGAGAAGAUCUUAAAUUAUGAAUUCUAAUUCCUUUUGAAAGAUUAAGUACUUUAUCUAAAAGAUAUGAAAAAUCAAAAAACUUAAAAAAAUUGUGAAAUUGACUUAAGUCAACAAAAUUUCUUAUACAUUGAAGUGUCAAGCAUUAAAUAAAUAAUAAUUAAUGAAUUUAAUAGAGGUUGA